UCACGGACGUCACGUGUAACGGCACACGCACUGGCUAGUCUCGCGCUCUUUGCCGUUCCCUCGCGUUCUCCCGGUCCCGGUCGCGCGCGUAACGCCACCACAAUUGCUCUUCACGCGCGUUAUUAUUAUUUUUUUUAAUCGCUGUCCUGUUACGUCCGGGCUCUCCGCAGAUUCUGACCUUCGGGGAUUCGACUACGCGCGAUGGCGGCGAAGGCAGCGAAGGCAGCGAAGAGGGUACCGAAGAAAAAGGGAGGUUACCAAAUGCCCGAGCCGAUACCGGCCGGGGAGAUUCUCAUGGACCUGUCUAAGAGCCGAUGGAUACUCGGCAAGUCGAUCGGUGUCGGCGGCUUCGGCGAGGUUUACUCUGCUGCACCGUAUUCAGGAAACAUUCCCAAGGAAUAUAACAAUGUCAUAAAAAUUGAACCACACGUAAAUGGUCCGUUAUUUGUGGAAAUGCAUUUUUACAUGAGAAACUGUAAGCCAGAUGACAUUGAUGACUGGCAGAAAAAGAAGAAACUUGCCGCGCUCGGGGUGCCUAGAUAUGUUGCUUCUGGAAGUCACGAAUAUAAAAAUACAAAAUAUCGAUUUUUGGUAAUAGACCGAUACGGGAAAGAUUUAUGGAAGAUAUUUGAGGAGAAUAACAGACAGUUUCCGGAGCACGUAGUGUAUAAAUUAGCUUUGCAAAUAAUAGACAUCUUAGAGUAUAUUCAUCACAAGAAUUAUGUACAUGCCGAUGUCAAAGGUGAAAAUUUGUUACUUGAUUUGAAAUCGUAUGAUCAAGUUUAUUUAGUGGAUUUUGGCUUAGCUUCUCGCUGUACAUCGAGCACUGAAUUGAAAGUUGACCCAAAGAAGGCACACAACGGUACUUUACAAUAUACGAGCAGGGAUGCUCAUAUGGGAGUACCCACACGUCGCAGCGAUAUAGAAAUUUUGAGUUACAAUAUCAUCAUGUGGUUAUGUGGUUCGUUGCCAUGGGAAAAUUUACUUGAUCCGCCUACCGUUCAGAAAGAGAAAGAAAAGGCUUUCAAUAAUAUGGACAGUUUCCUGGACAAAUGUUUUCAGGGAUCUGUUCCACAGGCUGUACAUAAAUUUAUGACUUUAGUAGCCAGCCUAAAAUUUAACGAAAUACCAUCUUAUGAAAAAUUGAAGGAAGUAUUAAUAGCUGGUUUAAAGAAACUGAAUCAUAAACCAGAUGGGAAAUUACAAUUAAACAACAUUGGUAUGGCAACUGCUCCUAAAAAAACUACACAGAGAAUGAAGAAACCCGCAAAUGGAGUCAGAAGCAGUCCCCGUACGAAACGUACAGAUGUCCCGAGUUCUGAAAAUGAAAAGUCAAGACUGAAAAAAUCAAGACAAAGUACUAUAGGUGUUGUAAUUGACAAAAAGCGUUGUAAUUUAAAAGAAAUUGAGAAAGUAUUAGAUGAUAUGGAUUCUGAUGAGGAAUACGACAUACAAAUUCUUAAAAAAGCGAAGAAAACGGAAGCCACUGAAAAAGCAAGUAAGAUAACGACAGCUCCAUCGCGCAAAAAGAAGAUUCCAAUCCAGGAUGAUUCUGAUGACGAUUCUAAUAUACAGUCAUCAAACCGUUCAAAUAAAACGCAACGGAAAAAGCCGACCAAAAGUACAAUUACACGGAAGCCCAAGUCUCUAGACGAUUCAGAAACCACUGCUGAGGCUGAGAUUAUAUCAAAAGGAACAAAGUCAAGACCUGCUGCGACUGCUGUUAGGAAUAAAGUAAGUACCAAGAGUAGAUUGCAGUCCAACAAAGUAAUACCUACAACUGAAACUGAAUCGGAUGAAGAGAUGUUUUGAUAUAUAAAAUAAACAAUAAAAUAACAAAGUACAAUUAUGUACAGUAUUUGUACUAAAGAAUAUAAUUGUGUUCUGCAUUUAUACACUGUGUUCUUUUAUACGUGAUUAUUUACGCAUUUAAUUAAUAAUCAUUUAUACAACAUUAUCUACAACGUGCUCAUCAUGAUUCAAAUAACAAUCUAGAGUUUUUGUAUAUAUGUGUAUAAUUGCCGAAAA
Messenger RNA from Vollenhovia emeryi, 2028 nucleotides. RefSeq names its product serine/threonine-protein kinase VRK1-like. The coding region runs from base 202 to 1812 and encodes 536 amino acids. NCBI's taxonomy places the organism in Eukaryota, Metazoa, Arthropoda, Insecta, Hymenoptera, Formicidae. The record is from RefSeq and is a predicted model, not a curated record. Gene Ontology annotation, biological process: peptidyl-serine phosphorylation; signal transduction. Gene Ontology annotation, cellular component: nucleus; cytoplasm. The transcript has 8 exons. Gene Ontology annotation, molecular function: protein serine/threonine kinase activity; ATP binding.